Molecule: messenger RNA, 3669 nt
Organism: Vigna umbellata (rice bean)
Lineage: Eukaryota; Viridiplantae; Streptophyta; Magnoliopsida; Fabales; Fabaceae
Source: RefSeq, a predicted model, not a curated record
AUGAAUAUUCUCAAAGUGAUGAUGUUUAUGUUUGUGGUGAGUGUGGUGUUACAGGUUGCUCAUGGACAAUGCAUUACAAAGGAGAGGGAAGCACUCCUUCAAUUCAAGGCUGCCAUUGUCGAUCACAGCGGCAUUCUCUCCUCUUGGACCACUCCCCACUGCUGCCAAUGGGAGGGGAUUCGCUGCAACAACCUCACCGCCCAUAUUGUAAGCCUCGACCUUCAUGGAGAAGUUCAUUAUGAAUAUUUUUCUGGUGGAAAUUAUGAAGUCUCUCAACGUUAUAUCAGCGGAAAAAUUCACAAGUCCUUGAUGAAGUUGUCACAAUUGAAGUAUUUGAACCUCAGUUCCAAUGCUUUUCGAGGUACUCAAAUUCCAGACUUUCUUGGUUCUCUAAGAAACUUGAGAUACCUUGAUCUGUCUUCAUCUCUUUUUGGUGGAAAAAUUCCAAGCCAGUUAGGUUCUCUUUCUCGUUUGAAAUACUUGAAUCUUGCUUUCAAUUAUUAUUUGAAGGGUUCAAUCCCUCCGCAACUUGGAAAUCUUCCUCGAUUGCAGUAUCUUGAUCUCAGAGGCAAUCUUUUAGAAGGAAGUUUACCAUCUCGGCUUGGAAAUCUCUCCCAGUUGCGGUAUCUUGAUCUUGAAGACAAUUUUUUUGAAGGAAGUGUGCCAUCUCAGCUUGGAAAUCUCUUCCAGUUACAGUAUCUUGAUCUCAGUCUCAACUCUUUUGAAGGAUACAUACCAUCCCAAUUUGGAAACCUUUCAAAUCUGCAUGAGCUUUAUCUUGGAGGUCUCACUGUUCUCAGUGGUGAUCAGUGGCUAUCUAAUCUUAUUUCUUUAACCCAUCUUUCCUUGGAUUUUAUAUUUAACCUUAACAGUUCUCCUGGUCCUCUUCGAAUGAUUUCCAAGCUACCAAAAAUAAGAGAACUGAGUUUAAUUAAUUGUGGUCUUUCCGAUCAUUUUCUCCUUUCAUUCAACCCUUCCAACUUCAAUUUUUCUACUUCCCUUUCUAUUCUUGAUCUUUCUCACAACUCCUUCACGCAAUCAACGAUAUUCCAGUGGCUGUCAAACACCACUUCCAACCUUGUUGAGCUUGAGCUUCGAGGUAACCUCUUGAAGGGUUCUACCUCAAAUCCUUUUGGCUUGACCAUGAAUUGGCUUGAGCACCUUGACGUCUCCCAUAAUAUGUUCAAGGGCGAGGAUAUGAAAUCAUUCAUGAAUACAUGCACCCUUCGUUCUUUAUACAUGUCUAGAAACAAUAUGACCGAAGACCUUUCGUCAAUUCUUCAUAAUUUAUCCAGUGGUUGUGUUAGAUAUUCACUACAAGAGUUGAGUUUGACAUAUAAUGAAAUCACAGGCUCCAUAACUGACCUUUCAGGAUUCUCAUCUUUAAAAACAUUGGAUCUUUCUAACAAUAAAUUGAGUGGGAAGAUACCUGAAGGCAUCAGAUUGCCAUCUCAAAUGGAGCAGUUGUCAAUUGGGUCUAACUUAUUAGAAGGUGGUGUUCCAAAAUCGUUUGGGAGCACAUGUAGUUUGCAGUCGUUGGAUUUGUCUGACAAUAAGUUGAGUGAAGAUCUGACAAUCAUAUUUAAUCAUUUGUCUGACUAUUCUAGAUACUCAUUGCGCGAACUAUAUCUCAAUGAAAAUAAAUUCAAUGGCCCAGUACCUGAUUUCUCAAUAUUUUUGAAGCUGGAAAUGUUGGAUCUAUCAGGAAAUCAAUUAAAGGAUGGAGUUCCAAAAUUGAUUUACAAUGCUAGUGUUUUGCGUAUAUUGGACCUAUCCAAUAAUAGUUUGAGUGAAAAUCUUCCAGCAAUGAUACAUCACCUGUGCCAAUAUGCUAGAUACUCAUUGCAACGUUUAGAUCUGAGCAUGAAUCAAAUUAGCGGAACUUUGCCCAACACCCUCUCCAUGUUCUCAUCAUUAAAAAGGUUGUACCUUGAUAAUAACAAGCUGAAUGGGACAAUUUCUGAAGAUCUCCGAUUUCCAACAGAACUUGAAGUUCUCCAUGUGAUGUCAAACUCUUUGAAAGGUGUGAUUACUGACUCUCAUUUUUCUAAUAUUUCAAAGUUAAGGACACUGGUGUUAUCAGAUAACUUGUUGACGGUAAAAUUUAGUCAAAAUUUGGAUCCAUCUUUUCAAUUGACUAAUAUUGCAUUAAGAUCUUGCAAACUAGGUCCAUUAUUUCCCAAAUGGCUAGAGAAACAAAAUGAACUUAGAAGCCUUGACAUUUCAAAUAAUGGAAUAUCAGACACUCUUCCAAAAUGGUUUUGGGCUAAAUUUGCAUUGCAAGAGAGGAUAAAUAUCAAUAUUUCAUGUAACAAUAUACAGGGUGUGAUUCCAAAUUUGUCACUAGAGAAUCGUUUUGAUUCUCUUAGUCUUGCAUCAAAUCAAUUUGAAGGAUCUGUUCCACUAUUUUUACGAGACUCGAUUUAUCUUGAUCUAUCCAAUAAUAACUUUACAGAUUCUCUUUGGUUUUUAUGUUCUGGCGGUGUAGCUGGAACUUUAUACCAAUUAGAUCUUUCAAAUAAUAACUUUUCAGGACAAAUUCCAAAUUGUUGGACUCAUUUCAAGUCAUUGGCUUAUUUAAACAUGAGUCAAAAUAAAUUUUCAAGAAAUAUUCCUUUUUCAAUGGGAUCACUCCUUGAACUUCAAGUUUUGUUAUUGAGAAGCAAUAACUUAAUAGGUGAAAUCCCUUCCUCCUUAAAGAAUUGCACAAAGCUAGUAAUGGUAGAUAUGGCAGAAAAUAGAUUAUCAGGAUCUAUCCCAAAAUGGAUUGGAGGGAAAUUCCUAGAGUUGCAAUUUUUGAGUUUAAGAAGCAAUUACUUCUAUGGAAGCUUACCAUUGGAAAUUUGUUAUCUAAAAAGCAUUCAACUCUUGGAUCUCUCGUUAAACAACCUAUCUGGUCAAAUUCCUAAAUGUAUAAAAAACUUCUCCUCAAUGACUCAAGUGACUUCUUUGAGAGAUUAUGAAGAUCAUUGGUAUUUGGCCAACACCACCUACGUCGAAAUUAUUUCAUACAAUUUGAAUGCAGUUUUGAUGUGGAAAGGGUCAGAUCAAAUGUUCACAAAUAAUGGAUUAUCACUUUUGAAAAGCAUUGAUCUCUCAAACAAUCUAUUUUCAGGAGAAAUUCCAAAAGAAGUGGAGGACUUAUUUGGUUUGAUUUCACUGAAUUUAUCAAGAAACAAUUUGACGGGGAAAAUUCCAUCAAAUAUUGGAAAGUUAACAUCACUUGAAUUUCUUGAUUUGUCAAGAAACCAACUUGUUGGUUCAAUUCCUUCAAGUCUUGCUCAAAUUGAUCGACUCACUACAUUAGAUUUGUCACACAAUUAUUUAUCUGGAAAAAUUCCAAUUGGCACACAAUUACAGAGUUUUGAUGCAUCGAAAUAUGAAGAUAAUGUUGAUCUUUGUGGACCACCAUUAAAGAAAUUGUGCAUUGAUGGAGUGCCAAGAAAAGAGCCAAUUGUUAAAUUACAAGAGAAUGACAAUUUGAUUUUCAAUCGUGAAUAUUAUAUAAGUAUGGCAAUUGGAUUUAUUAUAAGCUUUUGGGGAGUAUUUGGUUCAAUUUCAGUAAUACGUUCUUGGCGUCAUGCAUAUUUUAAGUUCUUAAGUAAGUUAUCAGACACUCUUCAUAUUGUGGCACCAUUGAAAAUUUUCAAGAGGUGGAUCAGAAUAUAA